This is a messenger RNA of Rhizophagus irregularis DAOM 181602=DAOM 197198, 737 nucleotides long. RefSeq lists its product as uncharacterized. The record is from RefSeq and is a predicted model, not a curated record. Gene Ontology annotation, molecular function: acyltransferase activity, transferring groups other than amino-acyl groups. Lineage: Eukaryota; Fungi; Glomeromycota; Glomeromycetes; Glomerales; Glomeraceae.
AAAGGGUGAACCGUACAUCGUUUUAUCGUAUCAUAAAAAUAUUUUCUAUGAAUUCUCCGACAUUGAAUAUUAAAUCAAAAGGACCAUUUGAAUUAAAUCUUCCCAAAAAAACAACUGAAAAAUUUCAUUUAUCCGCUUUAAUAUUGACGGAUAUACCGCAAAUUUUUUCAUUGCUUAGACCAACAAAUAUAAAUUCAAUUGAUAUUCAUAAAAAUACUGCUUCAUUGCCAUAUCCUUAUACAUUAUCGGAUGCGGAACGGUUUGUUAAUAAAUGCAUAGUAGAAUAUACAAAAACAUUGCGAUGUAAUAUGUGGGCAAUUCGUAAUUCAAAUGAAGAAUUUAUCGGUUAUGUCGGAUUAUAUCAAACAAAUGAAAAAUAUGUUAUCGAAGAUGAUCAAGAUAAAAAAUUUUUUAAUGAUUCGUAUGGAAUUGGGUAUUAUAUUUCUUUAGAAUAUAGAGGUUUAGGUAUUGUUAGUUCUGCUGUAAAUCUUGUUUGUAAUGAGAUUGCCUUUAAAGAAUUACAUUUAAAUUAUGUCGUUGGUAUUACUUUUGUGGAUAAUGAACGAAGUCAUAAUGUACUAGAACGAAGUGGCUUUAAAUUAGUUAAAUUAUUAAAAAAUGCCUUUAAAAAAAGUGGUGAAAUGAGAGACGUCUAUUGGUUCAUUAAAGAAAGGGAAGUAGGUCAAAUUCAAUAAUUCGCACUUGUAAAAUACACUAGUUAGCCAUUAUUAACUCGC